CGGAAGAGCAGGUGCAGUCCAGUCCAUCACAACAGCCGCUGUCAGCAGCACAGACGCCGUUGACCGAGCCUGGCCGGGGGCCCGCAGAUCCCGCUGAUCCGUGUUCGUUCCCGGAGGAAAAACCGUCGACAUGACUCUGAACCAGAACCAGUCGGAGUCCGGCGGAGUGAUCAUCAACAACAGUGAGAGUGUGUUAAUGGAUUAUGAUAAUGUGGAGCUGGUUUUCUGCGACGCCGACAGCCUGCCUGAAGCUUUCAGAAAGAGCAAGAAGGGCAGCAUCUACCUAACUCCAUACAGGGUGAUCUUCCUGGCUAAAGGCCGAGAUGCGCUCCAGUCCUUCAUGAUGCCUUUCUAUUUGAUGAAGGGAUGCGAGGUCAAACAACCUGUUUUGGGAGCCAAUUACAUCAAGGGCACCGUCACUGCAGAGCCCGGAGGUGGCUGGGAGGGCAGUGCUACGUUCAAGCUGGUCUUUGCUGCAGGAGGCGCCAUAGAGUUUGGCCAGUACAUGCUGCAGGUUGCUGCUCAAGCCUCCAGGGGCCAGCCUGUGACUCCUGGCUUCGGUGGAUGCCCCUACAUGGCAAACGGGGCCUAUGCUUACCCUCCUCCCCCCGCCAACGGAAUGUACCCCACAGGACCCCCGCCUGGCUACUCUUACCCCAACCCUCCUCCUGCAGGCGGGUUCUACCCCAAUCCUCCAGCAUUUGAUGCGUCAGCGGCCUACAUACCCCCUCCUCCUUACUCUGCUCCUCUGGGUCAGCAGCCCCCUCAUGACCCAGACCUCCCCUCCUCUGCAGCAGCGGAGGCCAAAGCAGCUGAGGCAGCAGCGAGUGCCAGCUGUGCCACGCUGCCUCCCACACAUGUGUACCUGCCACAGGACAAGCCUCCUCCCUACUCUCCUCCAGAGGACAAGAAGAACCAGUAGAACUGCUCGAUCUCGCCCUCCUUCCUACCCGACCAUCUUGUUUUUCAUUCCGUUAACUGAACACGGGGAGGAUGUCGAGAUCGCCGAGCCUCCUCACGGUUCAUUCCCUUUUAGUCUCACACCUCCUCUCGUUCCACGGCUCUCCUGCCUCCGCCUGUAGGCACUUAGCUUUUUUUUCCAUUGUUUUAAUAGUGGGAAUCAACUUCAUUCUGUGCGGAGGCAUCUUUACUUUAUGGAAAGCAGCGAAGAAGAUGAUUUGACAGCAGCUUUUGCGAGGCGAGAUAGAUCAGGUCAAUGCAGUCAGGAUUUUAGGUUUAUCUGCCUUCAAGUGUCCCGAGAAACUUCAGAUUGCAGUGCUGCAAAGAUCAAUUUUAAUUUUCUACGACGUAACGGUGUUCCUCGCUUCGCUCACCCGACCAGAGGCCAGCUGGAUGCAGUCUUUUAUUUUUCUAUGAUUUGUGUGUACAGGCUUUUAAUAUGUAGACUUCUAAAAGUAUUUUCUCAAAAACACUAACCGAUGUGAUAAAUAGCUUUUGUAAUGAGGGUUUUGGGGGGUGGCCGGGGGGGGGGGUGGCCGUUAUGAGUCCGGUUCUGCCGUGACACGUUUUACCGGAGAGGGAUUAGAGCGGCGUAGAGCCCCCGCAGUGAAUCCCUGAUCCUGGAUUAGAGCAGAUAGAAGGAGGGCUGCCAGAGCUCCGGAGGGAGGGAGGGAGGGGGGGGAUUAUCUUUAAUAAUGGGCAAGAGCGGAGCAGUCGCCCAAUGAUGUCACUUCCCGUCAUUUGAUAAAACGGAACACUGAUCCCUGUCGUCCAUCCAGCCCCUCACCAUGAUGGGAUUUCUCACUUUGAUGCAUCUUUUCUCGUGGUCGUUAGCUUAACUGUCGGAGGUCCGUCUGUCGAUCUGAUGCGAGCGCUCUGCGGCCGAGCUUCUACUCUUCCUUCCUCUGUGGUCACUAAUCUGUAAACUGUAUCUGUGGCACAUCCGUGGCUGAUUCUUUGCACUUUGAAGCAAAACGCUAUGCAUCGGGCCCCCGUUUGCUCUGUCAUGACUGUGUGUUCGAUGAAAUUAAAAGUUCUGUAUUUAUUCCACUAAUUUAUUGAAAUAUCUCAUGUGUAACGGUUCAAGUACGAAAAA
Molecule: messenger RNA, 2056 nt
Organism: Salarias fasciatus (jewelled blenny)
Lineage: Eukaryota; Metazoa; Chordata; Actinopteri; Blenniiformes; Blenniidae
Gene: wbp2
Product: WW domain binding protein 2
Exons: 8
Coding region: 131-922 (263 amino acids)
Biological process (GO): positive regulation of DNA-templated transcription
Cellular component (GO): nucleus
Molecular function (GO): transcription coactivator activity; chromatin DNA binding
Source: RefSeq, a predicted model, not a curated record